Caenorhabditis sp. 36 PRJEB53466 is the source of this 3691-nucleotide messenger RNA. NCBI's taxonomy places the organism in Eukaryota, Metazoa, Nematoda, Chromadorea, Rhabditida, Rhabditidae. The record is from the annotation of a GenBank genome assembly.
AUGUCCGCGGCGCAGGUGAAUGGGUACAGAAAAAAGAUAAUCAAAGACGGAAUCGACAAAAUUCUGGCGCACGAUAGAAUCGAUGAGCCGUGUUACAAGACGUUGAAGAAAAGAUGCCAACAGACACUUGGUAUCCGGAUAGAAAACAUUUAUAUCUACUCGAUAAGUAUUUUAGAAAAUGUGAAAAGAAACGAAGUGAACGAAAUUGACAACUGUAUUUCACCAUUCGAACUGGCGGGAUUAACAAAAGAUUCGCGUCUCAAGUACAUCGGAUUGGACACUAUUUACAAUCUUAUUCAAAAUGACGAAAUUCCGAUUUCAACUCAAAAAGACGUGUUUCGAAUUGCUGAUUCUGUUUGUAGUUCGGUCGCAAGUGGAACUUCCUAUCCACAAGUUUUAUUGGAAAAAAGAGAAAUGGCGGUGCAGAUGAUAUAUUGUUCAUAUUAUGUACACGGAAACUCACUUAUCGCUCUGAUUCGCUCGUGCUUCUCUUUUGCCGAGAUAAAGUUUUGGGGUAGAGUAGCCCAAUCACAUAUCGACGCGGUACGUUUUCCUGCUUUUCUGUUCUGUUGAAGUGUUUGCAGAUUGCCGGUCACGUUCAUAAACGAUUGAAAGAGUUUGGGACUCAGAAGGAGGAGGUAACUAGAGCAGGAAUUACAGUUUUCCACUAUAUAUGCGAACAAUUCAGGAUGUUGAUAACGAAGAAUCUGUAGAAGAAUCUCUGGAGAAGAAUCUCAAGAAUGUGUGGCAGUGGGACGCCUUCUUAGUUGCUCGAGAGCUCAAAGAAAUUACCACAAUGCACCCUUCUUGCCCGGAGAACUACUAGUCAGUAAUUCAUAUUUUCGAUAUUCAUCCUCCAUUCAUCUAUUCAGUUGGCCAGAAUUCAUCGAAACGUUGUCUGAGCACACCCGGAUUCUGCUGGAAGAUCUGCAAGAGACGGGAGUUCCUCGUGAACUUCUCAUGGUUGGACUGAACGACAAAAAUGUUCAAUGCAACGAGGAUUAGUAAGUGUUCCGUUGCACACUCAGACGGAAUAAGAGAAAGCGGGAAUGGGAAGACUGCGUUCUCACCAAUUUCGCAACUCAUACAAACGCAACUCAUACAAAAAAAAAACUGGUCACGCUGGCUUGAUUCUAGUUCGCUGCAGGCCGACUUUUGUCACUCUUCUCUUUAUAAUUUUGCAGUACCGAUCAGAGGACUUCUGAAGGAGUUCAAUACAAAUAUCUUCGAGAAUACUGACAGUUAAUUUCCAUUAAUUUUGGUUUUAUUUCAAGUUCAAUGUCCGCGAUGCAGCUGAAUGGAGAAAGGAAAAAAAUAAUCAAAGACGGAAUCGACAAAAUUCUGGCGCACGAGAGAAUCGAUGAGCCGUGUUACAAGAAGUUGAAGGAAAGAUGCCAACAGACACUUGGUAUCCGGAUAGAAAACAUUUAUAGCCAUUUGAUAGGUAUUUUAGAGAAUGUGAAAAGAAACGAAGUGAACGAAAUUGACAACUGUAUUUCACCAUUCGAACUGGCGGGAUUAACAAAAGAUUCACGUCUCACGUACAUCGGAUUGUACACUAUUCACAAUCUUAUCCAAUUUGACGAAAUUCCGAUUUCAAGUCAAAAAGAUGUUGUUCGAAUUGUUGAUUCUGUUUGUGGUUCGGUAUCAAGGAUAACUUCCGAUAUACAUGCACAGAAUGAAUUUUUAUUCGUAAGAAGAGAAGGAAUCAAUCAAUCUUUAAUAGUUCACAUUUAGGCGGUGGAAAUGAUUAAUCGUUACUAUUAUGUACACGGAAACUCACUGAUCGUUCUGAUUCGCUCGUGCUUCUCUUUUGCCAAGAUAAAGUGUCGGGGUAGUGUAGCCCGAAAAAAUAUCAACGUGGUACGUUUUCGUGCUUUUCUGUUCUGUUGAAGUGUUUGCAGAUUGCCGAUCACGUUCAUAAACGAUUGAAAGAGUUUGGUACUCAGAAGAAGAAGAAGAAGAAGGUAACUAGAGCAGGAAUUCCAGUUUUCCACUGAAUAUGCGAACAAUUCAGAAUGUUGAUAAUGAAGAAUCUGGAGAAGAAUCUCUGGAGAAGAAUCUCAAGAAUGUGUGGCAGUGGGACGCCUUCUUAGUUGCUCGAGAGCUCAAAGAAAUUACCACAAUGAACCCUUCUUGCCCGGAGGAGUCCCGGUCAGCAAUUCAUAUUUUGGAUAUUCAACCUCCAUUCAUCUAUUCAGUUGGCCAGAAUUCAUCAAAAACUUGUCUGAGCACACCCGGAUUCUGCUGGAAGAUCUGCAAGAGACGGGAGUUCCUCGUGAACUUCUCAUGGUUGGACUGAACGACAAAAAUGUUCAAUGCAACGAGGAUUAGUAAGUGUUCCGUUGCACACUCAGACGGAAUAAGAGAAAGCGGGAAUGGGAAGACUGCGUUCUCACCAAUUUCGCAACUCUAACGUUUCGCAACCCGGUCGCGAAACGUAAAAACUUUUUCCAGUAAUAGCCAUGGAAAAGUGUGAUUUGAUCUGGUCACGCUGGUUUGAUUCAAGUUCGCUGCAGGCCGACUUUUGUCACUCUUCUCUUUUUAAUUUUGCAGUACCGAUCAGAGGACUUCUGAAAGAGUUCAAUAAAAAUACCUUCGAGAAUACUGACAGUUAAUUUCCAUUAAUUUUUCUAUUAUUUCCAGUUCAACGCCCGCGAUGCAGCUGAAUGGAAAAAGGAAAGAAAUAAUCAGACACGGAAUCGACAAAAUUCUGGCUCACAAAAGAAUCGACAAACCGUGUUACAAGACGUUGAAGGAAAGAUGCCAACAGACACUUGGUAUCCGGAUAGAAAACAUUUAUAUCUACUCAAUAAGUAUUUUAGAAAAUGUGAAAAGAAACGAAGUGAACCAAAUUGACAACUGUAUUUCAUCAUUCGAACUGGCGGGAUUAACAAAAGAUUCACGUCUCAAGUACAUCGGAUUGAGCACUUUUCACGAACUGAUUAAAAACGAAACAAUUCCGAUUUCAUGUCAAAAAGAUGUUAUUCGAGUUGUAGAUUCUGUUUGUAGCUCGGUAGCAAGUGGAACGUCCAAUAUACAAGUACAGUUUGAAUUUUUAAUGGUAAGAAGAGCUGGAAUCAAUUAAUUUGCAACAGUGCACAUUUAGGCGGUGCAGAUGAUAUACUGUUACUAUUAUGUACACAGAGACUCACUGAUCGUUCUGAUCCGCACGUGCUUCUCUUUUGCUAAGACAAAAUGUUGGGGUUGUCUAGCCCAAUCACAUAUCAACCAGGUAUGUUUUCCUGACUUUCUGUGCUGUUGAAGUGUUUGCAGAUUGCCGAUCAGGUUCAUACACGAUUGAAAGAGUUUGGGACUCGGAAGAAGAAGGUAACUAGAGCAGGAAUUACAGUUUUCCACUGAAUAUGCGAACAAUUCAGAAUGUUGAUAAUGAAGAAUCUGGAGAAGAAUCUCUGGAGAAGAAUCUCAAGAAUGUGUGGCAGUGGGACGCCUUCUUAGUUGCUCGAGAGCUCAAUGAAAUUACCACAAUGCACCCUUCUUGCCCGGAGGAGUCCCUGUCAGUAAUUCAAAUUUCGGUUAUUGAACCUCCAUUCAUCUAUUCAGUUGGCCAGAAUUCAUCGAAAAAGCGUCUGAGAACACCCGGAUUCUGCUGGAAGAUCUGCAAGAGACGGGAGUUCCCCGUGAACUGCUCAUCGAUGGAUUCGAAAACAAAAAUGUUAAUUCCAAAUAA